AGGUUCAAGGUUAAGGUCAAGAGAACGAUGGGGAUUUGGUUUGUAAAGUCCAUCCCAAGGUGCUGGUUUGAUCGUAUUUGUGGUCAUCAGAUAACUUCGAAUUUCCCUUACUUCCUAGUUAGUUGUUACUUAAAAAUUGUGCAAUAUACUUACAUGCACCCAGUCUCUGGCUCACUGAUCCUCUUCUUUUGUAGGUCCUCACUCACACUUUUCUUCCCACUCCUUAAAUAACACACCAACCUUGACGCCGACUUACCAACGGCUUCAGGCUGCGGGAAUAUGGAUGGCUACGACCAUAGUUGCGAGCGGAAAUUACUGAGCAGUCAUUCAACGUUUGGAUUACCACCUGUGAAGUCAGACAGCUCUCUGGUCGAUGAUAACACUGGUGUGGAAAGAAUUACUAAGGCAUUUUCACCUCCAGAAAAUAGACUCGCUCCACUUCUUGGCAAAAAGUUAUUCAUGCAUUAUGAAUCAGGCACAGCUCGUGACAAACACAUUGAACAAGUGUUAAAGAAGCUUAAAGGAGCAAGUUUACCUUUUUUGUGCUCAGUAUUAUUUCUUCCUGAGCGUUUUACGUGUGGUAAAACUUACGUUAAUAAGUUUUGGUUGAAAAUAAGCAAGACACUUCGUAGCUUCGGCACGUAAUAUUCAACGAAAUCUGGUAGGAUAGUUUUUAGAAUGUGACUGAAAACUGGAACGCACUAAAUGUAGUGUUUGUGGAGUGGUAGUCUUUAUCCAAUGCGUCCAGUCAAUUGGGGGCCGAACAAACAAUGUAACGGUCCGAAAACCUAAUUUAGUACAAUAUAUUUUGAAGGAUAUAGGGGACAGAACGCCAAAUCCAUUUUACUAUUUUCCAGUGUUCUUGUAUGUGUUUAGCUUUCUCUGGGGUAAUUCAGUCAGUACACAAAGUAUUCUUGAAAUUAGAUUCGAGGAGUUAGUUGCACGGUAGGAAAAUCUGUACUCUAUGAUGUGGUUUGUCCUUGGCCUUUGAAUUUAUCAACCGUGUCAUGUGUAUUAGUUGGUCUAAUUGAAGGAGUGACGGGGGUCCUGUACAUCAUCGGGAUAGUACAAUAAGGUUUAACUUCCUAGUCCACUCGUAAAAGAAGCUAGGCACAGGCAAAAGUUCUUUGCACUUUCCAGGCUAUGAGUUACAUUUUAAUUAAGAGUUUAUGACUUGAACGCAGGUUGUUGUUUGGCUUUGCUUCUACACAUGUUUUUCUUGAUGUAGCAUUUCGCGAGUUAAGAUUAUUGCAACAUGAUUGACUAUAGCCUCUCCAUUGUUCUAGUCGUCUAUCAUUUGAGAUGCAGAUACUUUGCUAACUUGUUCAUUUUUUUGGUUUUAUAAUCACUGGUGUGUUGAACAAGUGUCAGUAAGGUUGUGAAUUCCAACGACUUCUGGUCAAAUGAUUUUAAUGAUGACUACGUCUCUAAGCCCAGAAAUUGGAUUGAACUUGCGUACAGUAAGGCCUAUGCAGCUAUUUGACCGGAAGAGGUAGUUGAAUUCUUUAGUCGGGAUGUUGAUUACGUCAUAACUAAUCGGAUAUCAUCUCGAUUGGCAUCACCUACUAUUGAUGAAUCACCGGUUAGAUCGUCGAAACAAUCCACUUCGCUUCACAAUCAGCUCUCAUCUACUUCGCAAACACCAAACAAUCUCAAAGUUCCUGUGCUAAUAGGAAGCAAACCUGUUAAUAGCCCGGUAACACGUGGUAGAGCUAUGUUACUUGCCGCACGCAAAAUCGCUACUGAAGAUUCUAAUUCUACUUCAUCAGGUAUUACAGCCUCAUCGAUAUUAAACCAAGCUCAAACAUCCAAUGAUGUAUCUGUUGCACCUAUACAAUCUCAGUCAUCAUCUAUGUCUUGUGUAUUGGGAUCUAGCCGAAAGUUAAAUUCAAAUAAUGACCUGUUAUACAAAGCUCGUCAGCUAGGUAUUAAAAUUCUCUCUAUUGACACUGUAACGAAAUGGAUAAAAAAUCUUCCAUCAGACGUUCAGUCAUAUAUUCAGUCUAUACAACGAACAGAUCAUGAUGAUCAUCUCGACAAGCUAACUAAUGAUCCAGAGCGUGAUAGGAUUCAUGAAGUUCGACAUCUAGUGACACCAUGUAUCAAAGUGAUUGAUACAAAAAGUCAUUACCGACCUAUUUAUUUAGAUAAAACAGACUACUUGCCUGACUUGUGGAAUCUAACCAAUCGUUAUAAAUCUAAAUCUAAAUCCCUUCUUGAAGUGGGCGUACAUGAUACUCCAUCAUCUCCGAUCCCAAUAACUACAACCAAUACUACUGUUAUCAUUACUACUGCUACUAUUACAACAACAGUUACUACUGCUAAUGGGCCGUGUAGUGGUAGUGUCCCGGGAGCAAGCGUUGGUUUUACUCUACAAAAUCCAAGUCAUUGUAUUCCCGGAACAGGCACUCAGUCAGUCUUAACACGCAGAGAUAGUCGAAAUAAACGUAAACAUCGUCUUCAAAAACAUAAUACUGCUACUCCAUUACAACGUACAGCUUCUUUAGUUGCUAAAGGAACGGAAAGUAAUCUCAAAGCUUCUUCGACUACUGCUGCUGUCAAUGAUGAACCAUCGGGUUAUUGUGAAUGUUGUUCUACGAAUUUUAAAAGUUUGCUUGAGCAUUUACAUUGUACAGAUCAUCAGCAAUUUGCUAACAAUUCUGAAAAUUAUCGUCUUCUUGAUGAUGUUUUAAAUAAGCUGCCAACAUUUAAAGAGUUUCUAACAAAAACUGCAUCGACUACUUUGCAACUACCAUCUUAUUUAAAUCCUAUUGCAAUAAGUCCUUGCGCUUCUCAGCAUGAAAAAGAUUAUCUCUUAAAUAAUUCCAAAUGCGAAAUGUUAGAAAAAGAAAAUAUACCUCCCAUUCAAACAAGAAUUAAUGGAAAUAUUGAACCUGUCUCUGUUUCACAGAAGUCACAAUCUACACUAAAUGACUAUGAAAAUAUUUCUAAAGAAAUCAAUGUUCCUCCAACAUUAAACUUUUCUGAACCACUUGGACCUAAUCAAUUUACUGAUGGAAAUUCCGAUAUAUUCAAUAAUACUGAUUUAGACGUUUGUGAAAUAUCAAAUACCGCUGUUGUUGUACAUAAUAAUCUUGAAAAAUUAUCUAAAUUAGAUCAAGAAGAGGCUGCAUUUCUUUUUUUACUUUAAUAAAAGAAUUUAACAUUGAGAAAACAAAGAUAUUCCUAUUUUUCUAUCAACUUUUUUCUCUCAAUUUUUAACUAUAAGUGCUUUCAUUAUAAUGUCAAAAGAGACUGUUCGUAGAAAUGUAAUUUACCCUUACUACAUAUAUAAAUGUUCAGUUUGCAAAAGGUUUCCUAGUAAAAUAUUUGUACGAUGAUGUAUAUAUACAACAUAUAUGUUUAGCAUUUGUAUUUCAAUUUGAUAAUUUCUAAUUUCUCUUGAAUGUGUCAAAUAAAGUGUAUGCGGAAAUUC
This is a messenger RNA of Schistosoma intercalatum, 3436 nucleotides long. The record is from the annotation of a GenBank genome assembly. NCBI's taxonomy places the organism in Eukaryota, Metazoa, Platyhelminthes, Trematoda, Strigeidida, Schistosomatidae.